This is a messenger RNA of Aplosporella prunicola CBS 121167, 828 nucleotides long. RefSeq lists its product as uncharacterized. Gene Ontology annotation, cellular component: nucleus; cytoplasm. NCBI's taxonomy places the organism in Eukaryota, Fungi, Ascomycota, Dothideomycetes, Botryosphaeriales, Aplosporellaceae. Bases 1 to 828 code for a protein of 275 amino acids. The transcript has a single exon. The record is from RefSeq and is a predicted model, not a curated record.
AUGGCCAACGCCCCCGUCCCCACCAAGCCGCUCAAAAUCCUCAUGCUGCACGGGUACACGCAGUCCGGGCCACUAUUCCGGGCGAAGACGCGGGCUUUGGAGAAGAACCUCAACAAGGCCUUCCCCGGCGGCGUGACGCUCAGCUACCCAACCGCGCCAAUCCGGCUCUCGCCGGCGCAGAUCCCCGGCUGGGACACCGACGGCGUCAGCAAAGACGACGUCAAAGACAACGAGCAGCCCGACGCGUGGGGCUGGUGGGUGCGCAAGGGCGACGGCGUGCCCUUCGUGUACGAGGGCAUGGAGGAGGGCUUUGCGAAGGUCGCCGACGUCAUCAAGGCCGAGGGCCCCUUCGAUGGCGUUAUUGGCUUUUCGCAGGGCGCGGCGGCCGCGGGCAUGAUCGUCUCGUUGCUCGAGCCGGGGAGGAAGGAGGCCUUUGACGAACACCAGAAACACGGCGGCAUGCCUUACCCGGAUGCCCUGCUCAAGAGCGGCCAUCCCCCGUUCAAGUUCGCGGCUAGUUACUCCGGUUUCGCGCCCUCGGAUAACGACCUUUAUACCGCUUUCUACGAACCGAAGAUCCAGACGCCUAUGCUGCACGUUCUGGGAAGCUUGGAUACCGUGGUUGAAGAAUCAAGGAGUUUGAGACUGUCAAACGCCUGCGCAAAAUCCGAGGGGAGGGUUAUAUAUCACCCGGGUGGGCACUUUUUGCCCAGCUCCCAGAAGCAGUAUGUUGCUGCUUUGGUCGGUUUCAUCCGGGAGGUUAUGGCGGAGGCAGAAGGCAACGUAAAGAAGGAAGAGAGCGCCGAGGACAUGGACCUCCCUUUUUAA